AUGAAAAUUCACUUCGCUCUCAUCCUAUAUUUGAUCUACCUUCCUCUACAAGCAUGCUGUCAAACAGUACAGGAUGACUGGACAGCACCCGCAGCUCCAGAAGGAUCUACACCACUGCAAAGCGGCUCGAAAUUCACUCUGAUCUGGAAGAUAGGUCUCCAAGACAAUUGUGCAACAUACUGUCCUUUGUGCGAUACGAAGAAACUCGAUCUUUGGAUCACCAACUUCAAUGGAACCAAAUAUACGUCUAAGAUUGGUCGUGGUAUCGAUAUCGCUACGACCGCAUCCUACGAUUGGAACGUAAACAUCGCCUUCGAUGCGUUUCCGUCAAACGACUUUUGGGUGUUCCGCUUUACCUUCUUCGACUCCGACGAUUCAUUCGCACAGCAGAUAUCCUCUCCGGGCUUCAAGAUAAGUGGGCUUAUCAAAGCCUCUAGCACGGUCGUGAUACCAUCCAGUAGUGCCACUUCCUCUAGGUCAACAUCCUCGAAUCUCGCGACUACCUCUAGCACACCACAACCUACAGCACAGCCAAUUACAUCGAUUUCAUCAUCGAAAAGUAAAACUUGGAUAUCGGGUGUUGUCGUAGGGCCUGUCGUUCGUUUACUCCUCGGUGCUGUACUCAUGUGGUUUUGCCUACGUAGACGCAAAUCCAAUAGGGUAGAGCAGAACCAAGCGAAUAGAGGCCACGGUCGAGAUGAACAAGGUGAACAAGAUGCAUUUGGACAGGUUCCGAAAGAAGGGUACUUUCAGACGAGAAACCAAGACCAGCAAAUCGCAGAAGUCUCAGGGCACACGACGCCCAAACCACCCGCAGAGCUGUGGGAAGGAAAUUAUCGCUCAAAGCCGUAG
Parastagonospora nodorum SN15 is the source of this 852-nucleotide messenger RNA. RefSeq lists its product as hypothetical. Lineage: Eukaryota; Fungi; Ascomycota; Dothideomycetes; Pleosporales; Phaeosphaeriaceae. The transcript has 3 exons. Bases 1 to 852 code for a protein of 283 amino acids. The record is from RefSeq and is a predicted model, not a curated record.